Messenger RNA from Aspergillus nomiae NRRL 13137, 1369 nucleotides. RefSeq names its product H(+)-transporting V1 sector ATPase subunit C. The record is from RefSeq and is a predicted model, not a curated record. Gene Ontology annotation, biological process: proton transmembrane transport. NCBI's taxonomy places the organism in Eukaryota, Fungi, Ascomycota, Eurotiomycetes, Eurotiales, Aspergillaceae. The coding region runs from base 1 to 1164 and encodes 387 amino acids. Gene Ontology annotation, cellular component: vacuolar proton-transporting V-type ATPase, V1 domain. Gene Ontology annotation, molecular function: proton-transporting ATPase activity, rotational mechanism. The transcript has 5 exons.
AUGUCCAAACCGACCAAGUACAUCCUCGUGUCCUUCCCCACUUCCAUCACCCCGUCUAACCACCGCGACGACGCUCUCGACGCUGUCUCUGCCACCGUCACACCGGAAAAUGGAUCGGUCGCCCCGUUCCCUAUUCCCGAGUUCAAAAUCGGUACAUUAGACGCCUUAGUACAGCAGGCCGAUGAGCUGGCCAAACUCGAGACCGCCUGCCAGGUUGUUGUAUCGAAGGUCAGCGAUGCGCUGAAGAAUAUCUUGGAGGGUGACGAAUCGCAAAUCAGCAAGAUGAAGGCUGUGAAUGACAAGCCGGUGGAUCAGUACCUGCGGACCUUUACGUGGAACAAAGUCAAGUAUAGGGCCGAUAAGUCUUUGGGUGAGCUUAUCGACCUUCUCCAGAAGGAAGCUGCCAGCAUCGACAAUGACAUCAGGUCGAAGUACUCCCAGUACAAUCAAGUCAAGACCACCCUGGCCACUCUCCAACGAAAGCAAACAGGUAACCUGGCCACAAAGUCCCUCGCAUCAGUUGUCGACCCCCGGAGUGUAGUCCAGAAUUCAGAAUACCUCGAGACACAUCUUGUUGCCGUCCCAGCUCAACAGGUUAAAGAGUUCCUCAAGACGUACGAAACCGUGUCGCCCAUGGUGGUACCCCGGUCUGCGACGUUUGUCGCUUCGGAUGACGAGUUCACGCUGUAUGCGGUCACGACGUUCAAGAAACACAGCUUGGAGUUUGUCCACAAGGCCCGUGAACACAAGUGGAUUCCUCGUGAGUUCAAGUACGUGGAAGGUGGAAAGGAGGAGGAGCGCAGAGAAGUCGAGCGCGUAGGCGGCGACGAGCGCAAACUCUGGGGCGAGACACUGCGGCUCGGGCGGACAGCCUGGAGCGAGGCCGUCAUGGUCUGGAUCCAUGUUCUCGUUCUCCGUGUCUUUGUUGAGACCGUUCUACGCUACGGUCUUCCUCUUGACUUCGUUUGCACUCUUAUCCGGACACCGGGUUCCAAGCAAGCUGACAAGGCGAAACACAACCUGGAUGAGAAGUACUCUUACCUCGCCGGGAAUGCGUUCGGACGGGACAAGAAGGGUCGGGUCAAGAAAGACGACCCGAGCGAAGUACACGAGGGAGGCGGUGAAUACACAGCAUACGUGUACUAUGAGUUCGAGCUCAAUUAGGGGGACAAGAUCCUGUGGAUAUCUGUCUGGGUACGGUACACUUGAUACCUUGUUUUGUAGCGUAUAUACUUUGCUUACUUGCUUCGCAUCAUAUCUUGACUAUCUGAACGAAACACAAUCGAAGACCCAAAAAAGGUGUAAAAUUCUAUGUAUAGAUCACCGAUCUAACAAAUCUAGUCCGCAAAUAUCCACAAGAACAAACCCA